CUUGUAACAGAAAAUCAAAAUACACUCCACUCAAGAGAACCCUGUGCUUUGCACUUUGGUUAAAGGUCUCAUUUAGAUUUAAAUUCCUAAACUGCAUAAGAAAUUAGGUUUUCUUUGAUCUUCUCCUUUUUGAGUUGCAGAAUUCAGAUAAAACUACUACUCGAUAAAAUGACUUCUUGUCACGUUGCUGACGAUCCUAUAAAAAAGGUUGCUAUCUUUGGAGGAACUCAUGGGAAUGAGCUAACAGGAGUAUUUCUAGUUAAGCACUGGCUGGAGAACGGCACUGAGAUUCAGAGAACGGGGCUGGAGGUAAAACCAUUUAUUACUAACCCAAGAGCUGUGAAGAAGUGCACCAGAUAUGUUGACUGUGACCUGAAUCGAGUUUUUGAUCCUGAAAAUCUUGGCAAAAAAAUGUCAGAGGAUUUGCCAUAUGAAGUGAGAAGGGCUCAAGAAAUAAAUCAUUUAUUUGGUCCAAAAGAUAGUGAAGAUUCCUAUGACAUUAUUUUUGACCUUCACAACACUACUUCUAACAUGGGGUGCACUCUUAUUCUUGAAGAUUCCAGGAAUGACUUUUUAAUUCAGAUGUUUCAUUAUAUUAAGAUGUCUUUGGCUCCAUUACCUUGCUACGUUUAUCUUACUGAGCAUCCUUCCCUCAAAUACGCAACCACUCGUUCUAUAGCCAAGUAUGCUGUUGGUAUAGAAGUUGGUCCCCAGCCUCAAGGGGUCCUUAGAGCUGAUAUCCUGGAUCAAAUGAGAAAAAUGAUUAAACAUGCACUUGAUUUUAUACAUAAUUUCAAUGAAGGAAAAGAAUUUCCUCCCUGUGCUAUUGAAGUCUAUAAAAUAAUGGAGAAAGUUGAUUAUCCCAGGAACAAAUGUGGAGAAAUUGCUGCUAUUAUCCACCCUAAACUGCAGGGCUUUAGUCUCCAGGUGUAAAUAAGAGAACUGGUCCUUUGGAGCCAAUGCCCUUUGACGCCUUGCUUCCCUUGGCAAACCUAUCCAGGCUGAGACCAUCCAGGCUGAAAGCCUUUGGGGGAUGCCACUACUAGGAAGAAUAUCCCAGUACGGAAAAGGGUCCUGCCAACAAAUUCCAUCCAGAUCCUCAGACAGCAGUUCUUCAUGUGUAAGAAGACAAAGACCCCGUUACUGAUCUCUGUCUGUCUAACCUACCAGCUUUUGUUCAGGUGGGAAAUGGAGAGCCAUACGGCUUUAUCCAUUCAUAUCUGAAUCAGAACAGUUCUGAAUUCCCAGCUCCAUGGUGCCCUGGCUCCAAACAGCUGCCCUUCAAACCAGGGACACCUUUUCAGGAUAACUUCAAGUAGGUAACUCCAGAUGCAGGAUGCUGAUUUCCAGGCCGAGAGGACCUUCAAGUUCAUCCAGUUGUGAUCUUUAACAACAUCCCAGUAAGUGCUCAACCAGCUUCUGCAGCUUUUUCGUACGCCUUUUCCUCUGCUUCAAAAUUCACAGUUAACAAAAAUAGCUAAUACCAGAGAAGUUCAGGUAUUUUGUUAAAUUCUUCCAAUGAGAAAUACUGAUGUACAGGAGUAACCUCUGAGAUUCAAGACCACGUAAACAGAGCAGUUGCUGUUUCUGUUUCGGAUAAAGCCACAAUCCCAGCGUGGAAGCACGCACUGUAGCAGGGCUGGGACAAGGCAAAGAGCCAAGAUCUUUCACUCAGAUUGCAGGCCCUGCCUGCUGUGUCUCAUGUGGACUUCUAUGUGCAUAAUGAAAAGCUUUUUGUCCAGCUUGUUCUGGCCACCCCAAGGCCAAGUAUAUAACACUUACAUCCAGCCCCAAAUCCUAAAAUCUAUUUCUCAGCUUUUAAUAAUCACAUACUUCAUCUGAAGUAAUUUUCAUGCAAAACUGAAAUGAUCUUUCUCUAUUGAAAAGAAAAACCCCAUGUUAAUUAUUCUACUAAAAACAUCUCUCAGUGUGAGACAGUUUGAGCCUUGAGUACCAAGGCUACUCAUUUCAAGGUUGUAUUCCUGCUCCCUGAAGGUUCCAGAAACUCAUUCCCCUCUGGCCCCUGGGGUGGGAUUGAGAGUCCCUUAAAUCCAGGAGACCCAGUCACAGUACAGGAAAUGGUGGAAUGUAUUCACUGGGGUGGGAGAUGUCAAGAUGUUGGCAGGAGGGAAGAGUCCUCUCCCUGCUCCUCCAGCCCCUGCCCUUUCCCUGCCAAUCCUCUCUCCCAGCCACAUCGACCUGAAGUUGGGGAACACACGGACUUCAAUCAAAAUUCGGGAUUCCUGGGACUCCCGGGUCAGGACUGCUGGCCGUGCGUUUAUACAAAUUCUUUGCCGAGUGACAAAAUCCAGGGUGUUUCCCGCUCAGGCAAACUGACAGCUGCCCCCGGGUUCAGCCACCUGCUCAGCAUGAGGGUGCCUUCCUUGUCUCUGUUAGCAGAGCCAGGCUCCAUCACCCUGCAAAGCCCUGAGCACCGAGUCGAGGACCCAGCCUGCAGCAUCAGACAGCCCACUCGCACACGAGCUCUGGGUUCUGCUUCUACACUGACGUUUCCGGAAAUUCAUCGAUUUCAUCAAAUGCAUUGAGGGUGGUUUUGCUGUUGCUCCUGGGAGAAUCUUGGAGUUUGUUGAAAUCUGCUUGAAAAGAAAACCCCCACCAUUUUACAAAUACAGCACUGUGCAAGGUGUGCUUCCA
This is a messenger RNA of Camelus dromedarius (Arabian camel), 2655 nucleotides long. Its product is annotated as aspartoacylase. Gene Ontology annotation, molecular function: hydrolase activity, acting on carbon-nitrogen (but not peptide) bonds, in linear amides; hydrolase activity, acting on ester bonds. Lineage: Eukaryota; Metazoa; Chordata; Mammalia; Artiodactyla; Camelidae. The transcript has 6 exons. Bases 169 to 933 code for a protein of 254 amino acids. Gene Ontology annotation, cellular component: cytosol. The record is from RefSeq and is a predicted model, not a curated record.